GACCGCCUUUCCAGCAAAGACCGCCUUCCCGCACCACCGUACUGUGUCAUCAGUGAUCCUAUCGCAGCAUUACGCGCCGCGUAAACGUUUGUAGCGAUGCAAAGAGUGUUAUACAGGCUGUGGUAUGUGUUGCUGCUUGAAUCGAACCUUUGCGUGGCCCACAAGUCCAAAUCCUGUUGUGUUCAAUCGUGCAUUUACGACUGACGAUUGUCUGAAAACGUUGAAAGCACUUUUAAAAAUGAGCACCGUAAGUAGCAGUGAUGACAAGCGUAUGCCAGAGACGACUGUGUCGAUACAGACUGUGGUGCAAAACUUGACUACAAUGCAGAACGUGCAGAAUGUGCAAAGUGUGCAAAGUGUACAGAACGUACAGAGUGUAGUUCAUAGUAAUAUACAGAAUAUUCAACCGACUCAGACUAUUGUUGGAUCGGUAGGAAUUGGCAAUUUAGUAGGCAAAUCAGUGUCCCUGGAUAUGAAUCCGAAGUUGUCCUUAAUGAAGCCUGUGGUACCUUCUGGUGCUAUUUCAUCUACAGAAACCAGUAAAAUAACAACAACGGUAAUUCUUUUUUUAAUUAGGACUACACCGAUCUCUAAUCCCCAAUGGCAACCCAAGACGUCAGUUGCAAUAUAUGCACAAUCACCAAGGCAUCCCACGCCUCCUAUUAGCAGAAUCUCGAGGCCACAAUCUGUAUAUGCGGGACAACAGCAGCGAUUAAUUACGCCAAACAAUCAAGGAAGAUCUCUUCAAGCUAGCAUGGUCACUGGUAGUUCGUCUAGGUUAAUAACGCCAAUUUUACCAACAAACAGUAAUAUUACGAGACUUCCAGUUGCCCAAAACAGACCAUCAACGUCGCAAGUAGUAACUGUAUCACAGACGACCCAAGCAAGCAGAUCAUCAACACAAUCCAUUCAACCUAUUCAGUCCAGCAGACUUCUGAGUACAACAGGUACUACAAAACGUAUAACCGUUCCAACACCCAUCGUGGAGACAGCGAAUAGAAUAAGCAGUACGGCUUCGGUUACUCUCGGUUCAGUAGAAUCAACAGUAGGUCGACAAUUGUCAAUUAACACAGUGGCUGUACCGUCCACCGUUGGCCAUAUUGUUAUUCCUUCACAAGUUCAACAGCAACAACAAGGUGCGCCACGGGUUGUUCAAACAGUCACAUCUCUAUCGAAUCUUACUACUGUGUCCCAAAUAAUUACAACUGCAAAUACACAUUCAAAUACAAUGCGUAUAUUGCAAACGGCUCCAACUACGGUUGCAAAAAUCACAGGAAUGUCCUUGCAUCCAUUGCCCAUUUCUCUACCAGUGAGGGCUGCAUCAGCACCGAUCAAGACUGCUCCUGUACAGGCUCAAAAUAUUGGACAAACCGUUCAGAUCAAACCAGCGCAACAAGCUAAUUUGCGUAUGUCAUCUACCAACAGCAGCACGACCACAAGUUCCGCUCAGCCGGUUCAAGGACAAUACAUACAUCCACCGCAUACUACUACUUACCUUUCUUUUGAGACCAGUGGAACAUAUUCACAAUUUCGUCAAGCCGCAGUACAACCAGUAAGAUUAGUUGUUGAACCAGGAUAUGAGGAACCUCAUAGUAAACCUAAUGCAUCUCCUAGACCAAGCAUCUUGAGAAAAAGAGAUCAUGACAAUUCACCAAUUAAAGGUGCAGCUAAAAAUUUAGUUCCUGUACUAGCGGCUUUACCAUCAAGUAGAGCAAUGUCCAGUCCGCCAUGUUCGCCAAAAGGAGAUCAGGACGGCGGUGGAUGUCAAAGUUCUGGAUCUACAACCGUGUCUGCUACGUCUUCGCCAGGUCUUGAUGAGGAACCUGAGCAAUCUAGAAUUACUAUUAAUCCCACUAUAGAAAUGUCACCAAGGAAGAAGCCUCGUAAGCAACAACUUACAGGUGUAGAAUUAACUGAACCUAGAUGUACGGAAGAAGAGAUGCAAUUUCUCACAGAUGAAAAAAUAAAGAAAGAAGGCAAAGAGGAAUCAAAAGAAAAAUUGUCCGAUAAGAGACAAAUCUCCAAUGUACAAAGUGAUAUCAAAUCAUCUACUCAGCAAACAGAAAUCACAAUACGGACACGACCUGUGCCAAGUUUAUUAGGCUCUUGGAAAAAUAAAUGGACAGUUAGAUUACAUCAUUACAGAAGACCCAGCGAUGUCCGACCGCGUGAAGAAAGAAGACCAACGGUUGCUGAAUUGGCGCAACAGAAACAUGUAUUACAAAAACUGAAUGGAUGGAAAAUCUAUCAUCUAACUACGCAAAUGGAAGAUAUUGCAGAACUUGAGAAACAGGUUCACGAAAAAUUAAAGACAACUCUAAUGUUACUGGAAUCGCAGCAAACUGGAAAAAAUAGACAUAAUGAUGGACUCGAACGUGUGAAUGAAUUAAUCAAGGGCAACAUGCAACGCAGUAAUUUGAUCAGCGAAGGCAUGAUCGAAGCGCGUACACAGCUCGUUGCUAUAUUUCAACACAAAGAUCCUAUUACUGAUCUUUUACAACGCUGUGGUAACAAAAGAGCUCAGAAAAAGAGAGAAAAAUGAGCUAUCAUGCUGAAUGAAUGCGAGUAGAAUCUUUAUAAAUGAACUUCUUUGAAGAAAGGUUCGCUAAAGGGAACUAUUUUUAUUCUGUGUCACAGAUUCUAUAUAUAUAUAGGAAUAAAUAAAUGGUUUUAUAAGUCUAAAAGACAUGACUAUGUCACUAUAUAGAACGAUAUGUUUAUAAUUUUAUUAUAUGAAUCUAUAAUGUUUUUAUUUUAAUAUAAUACUUCUUAUACUCCUUUAGACAAAUGU
Molecule: messenger RNA, 2791 nt
Organism: Pogonomyrmex barbatus (red harvester ant)
Lineage: Eukaryota; Metazoa; Arthropoda; Insecta; Hymenoptera; Formicidae
Product: Sin3A-associated protein 130
Biological process (GO): negative regulation of transcription by RNA polymerase II
Cellular component (GO): Sin3-type complex
Source: RefSeq, a predicted model, not a curated record